Cornus florida is the source of this 1110-nucleotide messenger RNA. RefSeq lists its product as uncharacterized. Gene Ontology annotation, molecular function: zinc ion binding; nucleic acid binding. The coding region runs from base 1 to 1110 and encodes 369 amino acids. The transcript has 2 exons. The record is from RefSeq and is a predicted model, not a curated record. NCBI's taxonomy places the organism in Eukaryota, Viridiplantae, Streptophyta, Magnoliopsida, Cornales, Cornaceae.
AUGACGGUUACAUGGCCGUUAAUGGUGGAAUGGCGCAAAUCCGGUGACCAAGCUGUAAAGGAGUCGAAGCCCAAAGGCUUGGCGAUUUCAGUUCAGCGGAGGACGACAACAAGAGGGCGGAAGGUCCCAGUCCUUAAGGAUUUGAUGAGCAGCGAUGGAAUUUUUAAAAAUCUCCAAUAUCAAGAUCGAGGUUAUGAUGAGCCAGAAGAUGAGGCAACUUUGUCUCAAGCCGAAAAAGAUGUUUUACAAGCCAUGAGAAAGAAGGACCAAAAGGCGGUGAUGACCAUCCAUCAAUGUUUGGAUGAUGGAAUGCUACAAAGAGUUGCUAGUGCAGAAAAUGCAAAGCAACUAUGGGAGAUUCUUCAAAAUUCCUUCCAAGGAGUUGAUAAAGUGAAGAAGGUUCGCCUCCAAACGUUACGGGGUGAAUUUGAAGCAUUGCAUAUGAAGGAAUCUGAAUCAAUUUCAGAUUAUAUUUCGAGGGUCCUGGCUAUUGUAAAUCAACUAAGGAGAUAUGGCGAAACCACCAUGACUGAUACAAGGGUCGUUGAAAAGAUCCUUCGGUCGUUGGAUUCCAAAUUCAACUACAUUGUUGUAGCCAUUGAAGAGUCAAAGGAUUUGGAUUCCAUGACUGUUGAUCAACUCAUGGGUUCGUUGCAAGCUCAUGAAGAAAAGGUGGUGAAGAAACAAGAAGCAUUGGAGCAAGUGCUACAAACAAAGUUUUCGUUGAACGAAAGAGACGAAAAACAUGGAGGAAAUCAAAGGGGCCGAGGACGUGGAAAUGCACGUGGCCGAGGAAGAGGAAGAGGCCGUGGAAGAGGAGAAAGAAGCGGUCAACACACAACCAACAAUGAAGAAAAAAUCCAUGACUCACAACAAAUAAGAGGUCGUGGUAGAGGAAAUUACUCAAGGUCAUAUGGAAGGAGGUAUGAUAAGUCUCAAAUUCAAUGUUAUAAUUGUCAAAAGUAUGGUCAUUAUGCUUCGGAAUGUAGAAAUGUUGCUAACGAUGUUGAAGAAAAGGCGAAUUAUGUUGAUGAAGAAGUGGAGCCUACUUUGUUGUUAGCAUACAAAUGUGAAAGGAGUGAUCAAGAAGAUGUGUGGUAUCAGAGUUAG